UCUUGCCAGGUCCCAGUCUGGCUGGAAGAUACUGUUAGGAACCCGCAUGGCUGCAGUUUUUGUGACCCCAAGAUGCAGGAACCAGGAGGACGACGAGCAGGAGUCAGAAGAGAAGAUCAUAGUGUCCACAAAGCCCAUUGUUGUGUCUGCACACAGCAUGAACGUGGGAAGGUCUCUGCUGAACACAAAGACAUUUGUCGCCUGUCUGGCAUUGGUGCUGCUGGCGGUCCUGUGCAUCUGCAGCUACCUGCCUCACCAUCUACAUCGCCUCUUGCUGCCGCUGCCACGCCACGCCCCGACGUUCUUCCACAAGUACAACGUGAGCUGCUCUGCCGUGUACGACCUGGACCCGGCGGAGCUGGGGAGGUCGCUGGCGAUCAGAAGGAACGACACGGCGGACCCGGAUGAGACGCUGCGCGACCUCACGGCCGACUGCUCGCACUUCCUUCAGGUCAGAGGCUACGAAGACGUGUGCGCCACCGAGGAGGAGAGACACUUCCACCUGGCGUACUCGCUGGUGGUGCACAAGUAUGCCUGGAUGGUGGAGCGGCUGAUCAGGGCGCUGUACUCGCCGAGUAACGUCUUCUGCAUUCACUACGACCAAAAGUCCCCCGCUGCGUUUAGGUCGGCGAUGGAAGGCUUGGCGCGCUGCUUGCCCAACGUCUUCAUCGCCUCCAAGCGCGAGUACGUCAUUUACGCCGGCUUCACUCGCCUGAAAGCCGACAUCAACUGCCUGUCCGACCUCCUGGAGGUGGACGUCCCCUGGAAGUACGUCAUCAACCUCUGCGGGCAGGACUUCCCCCUGAAGACCAACAAGGAGCUGGUGUCGGAGUUGGCCGGCCUGAACGGCGCCAACAUGCUGGCGACGUACCGACCUGUUGAGUACAAGAAGCAGAGGUUCUCCUUCCACUACGAGCAGACGGACUGGAUGUCGCCAAAGAGAACGAACCUGGCCAAGAGCGACCCGCCUCACGGCAUUGAGAUGUUUACCGGCAGCGCCUACUUCGUGCUCUCGCGUGACUUUGUUGUCUACAUGAACGCCUCCGUCGUGGUCAAAGACUUUCUGGCCUGGUCAGAGGACACGUACUCGCCCGAUGAACAUUUCUGGGCCACGCUGGUGAGAAUGCCAGGCAUACCGGGCGAGGUGCCUAGGAGCGAGCCGGACAUCACCGACCUGAUGAGCAAGACCCGAAUGGUCAAGUGGAGUUUCGAGGAGGAGAGUCUCUACCCGCCCUGCACGGGGACACACGUUCGCGCCGUUUGCAUCUUUGGCGCGGCCGAAGUGCGCUGGUUACUGGAGACCGGCUAUUGGUUCGCCAACAAGUUUGACCCCCAAGUGGACCCGGUGGCCUACCAGUGCCUGGAGGAAAUACUGCAGAAGAGACAAAGGUUCUUACAAUCAAAAGAAACGUCCACUUGUGACUAAUAGUUUUUUAUCGAGUCCGCAGGCUUGUUUGUACACCACGAAAGAACUACAAGUGACUCCUUUGGUGUCCCACAGAGAUCCAUCCACAGUCCACUGUGGAUCUUCCGUCAUUUACCCUAACCUUUCAUUGGAACAAGGAAAUAAAACCAUAUUUGGUAACUUGAGUUGUCAGGUUCAAACACUGAUGACAUCUAUUAAACAGACAAAGAAGCAAGGAA
Molecule: messenger RNA, 1644 nt
Organism: Entelurus aequoreus (snake pipefish)
Lineage: Eukaryota; Metazoa; Chordata; Actinopteri; Syngnathiformes; Syngnathidae
Product: beta-1,3-galactosyl-O-glycosyl-glycoprotein beta-1,6-N-acetylglucosaminyltransferase 4-like
Exons: 3
Coding region: 47-1426 (459 amino acids)
Cellular component (GO): membrane
Molecular function (GO): acetylglucosaminyltransferase activity
Source: RefSeq, a predicted model, not a curated record